GCAGCAGGAGGGAGGCUCAGAGCUCUAAGCAUCCAACGGGGAGAGGAGAUGUGUCGUCCCCAUUGCCCACUGUUGCUGGCCCUGCUGCUGCUGCUCUCCUGCCCACGGGCUGAUGGCAGUGCUCUGCGGGGUCGGAUCAUUGGGGGCCACGAGGCCCAGCCCCACUCCCACCCCUACAUGGCGUACCUGAAGGUGGGGCAUUCUGCCUGCGGGGGGUUCCUGGUGGCCUCCGACUGGGUGAUGACGGCCGCACACUGCUUGCUGGGGAACAUCACCGUCAUCCUGGGGGCUCACGAGAUCUACCAACCAGAGCAGAGCCAGCAGGUCCGCGGGGUCCUCAGAUACCACCCACACCCUGCGUACAACCCCGACACCUUGGCCAACGACAUCAUGCUGCUCAAGCUGACAGCAAAGGCCAAGCUCAACAAAUACGUCCGCACCGUUGAGCUGCCCAAAAGCAGCAGCUACCUCCCCACGGGCACCUCGUGCACCAUAGCAGGAUGGGGCCUGAUUGAUAAGGACCAGAUAACAGACAAACUCUUCGAAACCAAAGUCUCCAUCUACAGCCGCAGGAAGUGCAUUCUGUUCUACCCACACCUCGACGACGGCAUGGUGUGUGCCGGCAGCUUCCACGAGCUGAAGGACUCCAGCCAGGGUGAUUCCGGAGGGCCACUGGUGUGCAAUAAGGUUGCUCAGGGUGUUGUUUCCUUCGGGUACGACAGCCCGCCUGGUGUCUAUGCUCGCAUUGCCAACUACCUACCCUGGAUCAAGCAAAUCAUGAGGAAGUAACGGUGCAGCGCCAGCCCUGGAGACCUGCUGGGUUCCUUCCUGCCCCCACUGAUGGCUCCAUUCCCCUCUCUGUCCCUGGGAACCCAAGUGUCCCAAUGGAUGCCCAUAAGGUCCCUCCCUUUGCUCCAAGGCUGAUGGCUGUCCCACUGCCGGCCCAUUUUGGUGCCACAUUGUCACCCAGCAGAAUUCCCAUGUGGCACCAGAAUGCAGUGGCACUACUGCAGAACCCCUUUCCCUUGGACACCCCUUCCCUGCUUGAUCCUGAAACACCCCCAGUAAACUCUGAGC
Phasianus colchicus (ring-necked pheasant) is the source of this 1077-nucleotide messenger RNA. RefSeq names its product mast cell protease 1A-like. Gene Ontology annotation, biological process: proteolysis. The record is from RefSeq and is a predicted model, not a curated record. Gene Ontology annotation, molecular function: serine-type endopeptidase activity. NCBI's taxonomy places the organism in Eukaryota, Metazoa, Chordata, Aves, Galliformes, Phasianidae.